AUGUUCGGUACUUUGAUGUAUGAUCUACAGCACAACGAGCCCACGUUUAUCGAGAACAAUCCCGAGGCGGUGAUCAACCGGAACCGACGGGGUAAGCCACACAUCGCAUGCGAAUUUUGUCGAGCUCGCAAGGUAGGCUUUUCUCUCCGAGCGGCACUUGAGACUCCUUCUGAUUGCGUGAAGCUCCGAUGUAAUGGGAAUCCAAACGGUUGCGACCGGUGCAAGUCAGCCUCCAACAUUUGUAAAUACCCAACGAACAGAGGCGUUAUCCGAAAACGAAAACAGUCCACCACCUCAACCAAAGACUCAUCACAGCCACGCCAGUCUGGCCUUGGAGAUACCACAGCACCGCAGUCGCCAACACUUUCCGACCACUUCAAACUUGAUCCGACAAUGAUGUUUCACACAACAAAUAACGAAGCUGAGAAGACAAUUGCGCUGGGUCAGUUGCAUCGGCAAAGCAACCUACCCAGUCCGGUGCUUGAUCUGCCAGCCUGCCCCACCGACUUGAUGGGGGAGUUGACCAACGGGCAAAAUGAGAAGCAUGAGCAGGAUCAGAUCGACCAAUGGCUGGCUUCAUGUAGCCUGUUAUCGCCCAAUGGCACAAUCGAUAUGGGCAGCUUGAAGACAGGGGACUUUACUUGGCAAGAGCUGAGUAAAGACAUGUCAUAUUUUGACAACGUGGAUGACAGUGGAGACGAUGGAGCGAGCUCUCAAGAGACUCAACUCGAGGACUUCGACAUGAACGAAACCAUCGACGAUUCAUCAUCCACUCCAUGCCUAUCAUCCUCAAGCCUGGACAUGCUACUGGACGAGAACUUCCCCACAAAUACAAGCGCUCCUCUGCCUGAUCCUCCGUCGAACAAGUCCCAAAAACCAGGCCGCAAACAGACCCCGAUAGCAUACAAGAUGUCCGCGCCGGCACCGAGCCCACUUACGGCGUUACUAGAGACGGCCGAAAACACCUACAAGAAGAAGAGCGAGUGCCGCUGCCUCCGUUUAGCUGCUCACCUCCUCGAGCAACUUGGCAACGAGGGGGCGAAUACGGAACAGCCUACGAUGGACGGCUUGCUCAACUGCUGUCGAGAGGCCAUCAAGGGCUGCGAUUCCAUCCUCGGCUGCACAUUAUGCAAGUCUCGGUCCGAAAGCAUGAUGCUUCUCGCCAUGGCGGGACAGUACCUCAGCAACAUUUGCGAAAAGACGGUGCGGUGCUACGUUGACGUCGUCCAGCAGCCCCGGCCGGCGAAUCCCCCGGACGGAGGCGUUGCCAUGUGGUUCCGCUCCUACAAGAUCGAGAGCGCAUCGGAACGCAACCAGGUUCUCAGAUGCCUCGUUACAGGACAGUUGACAGAGUUUUGUCAACUGAUCAGCAAGAUUAAGGCGCGGGUGGGCACGAGAAAAGCACACCUAGCGCCACUGCUGGGAGCCGAGCGGAAGAUACAGUGCAUGCGAACCAUGUUGAUGCAGUGUGAAAGUUAUGGAGGAUCUAGAAGCAACAGUAGCGACUCGCCGUCACUAGCAUAG
This is a messenger RNA of Colletotrichum gloeosporioides, 1524 nucleotides long. RefSeq lists its product as uncharacterized. The transcript has 2 exons. The record is from RefSeq and is a predicted model, not a curated record. Gene Ontology annotation, molecular function: DNA-binding transcription factor activity, RNA polymerase II-specific; zinc ion binding. Gene Ontology annotation, biological process: regulation of DNA-templated transcription. NCBI's taxonomy places the organism in Eukaryota, Fungi, Ascomycota, Sordariomycetes, Glomerellales, Glomerellaceae. Bases 1 to 1524 code for a protein of 507 amino acids.